AUGAAAGUUCAGAAUCAAACUAAUAGUUACAGAAAUCACUUUAAAGUUGUGCUUCUAUUGUUAACCAUUUUCACGAUUACAUAUACAAUAUUCAACUCAAAUAUCUUAGAUCUGAGAUCAAUUACGUUUUCCAAAUUCAAGCAGUCAAUUCCAAACUUUCAGUCGAAUGAAAUCACAGGAUUCACAAAUAAAAGAAACGAUGAUGAAAAAUCUACAACUUCCAUCAAUAAUACUUCAUCUUCCAAAUCCUCAACUAAAACUACAAAUUCAAACACAAGUUCAGCAACCACCACAGCGGAUUCCGAUUCAUCAGAUGAAUCCAAACCAACACCUAUAUACAACAGGUCAUGGAUGAGAUUCAUAUUUGUCUUAUUUGGAUUUAUAUUUUUGAAUCUUAUAGCUAUUUGCAUUCAUCACGUUUAUAUGAAAGUUACAAGAUCCCACAACACGUAUAGAUCGUUCGAAGAUGAAAAAUCCCCAUUUUGA
This is a messenger RNA of Lodderomyces pseudojiufengensis, 486 nucleotides long. RefSeq lists its product as uncharacterized. Bases 1 to 486 code for a protein of 161 amino acids. The record is from RefSeq and is a predicted model, not a curated record. The transcript has a single exon. NCBI's taxonomy places the organism in Eukaryota, Fungi, Ascomycota, Pichiomycetes, Serinales, Debaryomycetaceae.